AUGUUAGCGCCUCUCGAACGGUUCUCAGAUGCUGAUCAGUGUGUUGAGUUCCUAACCAGCACAAAUGAUGAAAAACAGAAAAUGCUGUAUUUCCUCAUUCUUAGUGGUACACAUGAGAGUAGCGAGGUUAUUCUUAAGACUAUACACGAUUUCCCGAACAUUAUCAGUAUUUAUAUUCUUAAAGAAGAGAUCUAUGAGGAUUCAAUAUCACUUUUGAAAAAUGACGAAAAAAUCUAUGGACGAUUUACUGCUAUUGCCUGCUUUUACGAACAAUUAAAACAACGAAUGCUGCAAAGUGAACGCGAACAUGAACAGCUUGGUUUUGAUGUGUGGCACGGUACAGAAAUGACUCCAGUGACUUUAAUUCAGAGAAAAAAUAAACAAGAAGCUAUGUUUAUGUAUGGGCAAUUAUUAAAGCUUUUUUUACUUGACACAUAUGAAACAGAGGAUGUCACUUACGAUGAUGCAUUUAAAAAGAUGAUCAGUUUUUUCCGUCAAUCAUAUCCGAACAGUCGAUCACAUUUAGACUUUAUUGAACGACUUCAAAGCCAAUAUAAAAAUUAUACACCUAUAUAUUGGUAUGCUUUGGAUAGUUUCUUGUAUCGACUUGUUAACAAAGCAUUACGUGAGCACGAUGUCGAACUACUUGUGGAAAUGCGUAUUUUUAUUCGCGACCUUCAUCAACAAAUUGUUCAUCUUUACGAAAAUGAAAUCCGUUCUGAAAAUACUAUGGUACCUUCGACUGUGUAUCGCGGCGUACUUAUGCCAGUGAAUGAAUUUGAAAAGAAAAUUUUGAACCAUACUGGUGGUCUGCUUUCGGUGAAUAGUUUCUUAUCUACAACAUCAAAUAAAGAAUUAGCUCUUGCUUUUGCAGGCACUGGACAAAUAUAUAGGAACGAAAUGGCGGUCCUCUUUGCCAUAUCGCUAGUUCAUGAUGCUACGACUUCGGCUCCGUUUGCUUUCGCUGAUCCUAUAAUAGGAGGUGCUGAAUCAGAAUAUUUGCUUACAAUGGGAACAGUCUAUCGUAUUCGUAAUAUUGAACACUUAGCAGAUAAUGGAAUUCCUUGUGUUCAUCUAUUGUUAACAAGUGACAAUGAUCCACAGCUCACUUCGCUAACAAAUUACACUUAUCGAAGUAUUAGGGAU
This is a messenger RNA of Rotaria sp. Silwood2, 1146 nucleotides long. The record is from the annotation of a GenBank genome assembly. Lineage: Eukaryota; Metazoa; Rotifera; Eurotatoria; Philodinida; Philodinidae.